AUGUCGAUUCCAUUCUCCAGCACCCACUACCGAAUUCCACAAGGAUUUGGGAAUCUUCUUGAAGGGCUCACACGUGAGAUUCUGAGGGAGCAACCAGACAAUAUACCAGCUUUUGCAGCAGCAUAUUUUGAGAAUCUUCUAGAGAAAAGAGAGAAAACCAACUUUGAUCCAGCAGAAUGGGGGACUAUGGUAGAUGACCGCUUCUAUAACAACCAUGCAUUCAAGGAGCAAGAACCACUGGAGAAAUGUGAGCCUGGAAAAGAAAAGUCUCAGACAUCUAUGAAAGAGGUGACAGCCUUACAUCAAAAUAUGAGAUGCCUAAGAAGUCUCUUACUUUUUCUCCUUUCUGAGAAUGAAUCUUCUGAAGAAGACAAGGACAUGGAGGAAAAUGCUGCUCUCAAAAUCCAAGCAGCCUUCCGGGGACACUUAGCCAGAGAGGAGGUAAAGAAAAUGAAAUCGAGUGAUCUUCAAGAAAAAACAGAGGAAAACGAGUGAGGAGACUGGCUUUACCCCCCAGAAAACAUGAAAAAAUCCAAAUCCAUCAACCUUGUUGUGACUGUCUUUUUUUCUUAAUAAGUGAGAUUUGAUGUAGUGAAAUAACAUUUGUUGCCAUUGUGAAAAUCUGUCGUGAGCAUUUGUUUAAUAAACAUGCCAUUGAACACAUGCCUCUUGAA
This is a messenger RNA of Balaenoptera acutorostrata (minke whale), 674 nucleotides long. RefSeq names its product sperm autoantigenic protein 17 (gene SPA17). Gene Ontology annotation, cellular component: membrane; sperm fibrous sheath; cytoplasm. The record is from RefSeq and is a predicted model, not a curated record. The transcript has 4 exons. Lineage: Eukaryota; Metazoa; Chordata; Mammalia; Artiodactyla; Balaenopteridae. Gene Ontology annotation, molecular function: calmodulin binding. Bases 1 to 495 code for a protein of 164 amino acids. Gene Ontology annotation, biological process: binding of sperm to zona pellucida.